AUGAAAAAUAUAAAAAUAGAAGAAGUUUGUGAUACUGUACGAUCUCAAAAAGGUGGAACUAAACUAAAUAUCAAAGAGUACCUAAUGGUUAAGGAGAAAAAUAGAAGAGAUGAUAGUGGUAAACAUAAUCACUUGCCUGAUGCUAGCCAUUCAGAGGUUGUAAAAGCAGUCACUGAAAUUAAAAAACGUGCCUCAGAAAGUAGAGAAAAGCCU
This is a messenger RNA of Racocetra persica, 213 nucleotides long. NCBI's taxonomy places the organism in Eukaryota, Fungi, Glomeromycota, Glomeromycetes, Diversisporales, Gigasporaceae. The record is from the annotation of a GenBank genome assembly.